Galeopterus variegatus (Sunda flying lemur) is the source of this 2937-nucleotide messenger RNA. RefSeq names its product RNA binding motif protein 34 (gene RBM34). Lineage: Eukaryota; Metazoa; Chordata; Mammalia; Dermoptera; Cynocephalidae. The transcript is spliced from 11 exons. The record is from RefSeq and is a predicted model, not a curated record. Gene Ontology annotation, molecular function: RNA binding. Bases 27 to 1304 code for a protein of 425 amino acids.
GCUGUCUCGGAGGCCGUGGGUUGACAAUGGCCUUGGAAGGGAAGACCAAGCUGACGAAGAAGAGAAGCGCCGAGCCGGGGGAGAGCCCCGGCCACGGCGUCGGCGGGAACCGGAGCGGAGACUACCUGGUGGGACAGGUGGCCGGCAGCCUGUCCCGCGGCGGAGGGGGGACGAGCCGGCUGGCGGCCCUCUUCGGCUCUCCGCAGCCUCAGGUUCGACCCGUGUACGUGCCUGUGCCCAAGGAAACCACGCAGAAGAGGAAACGGGAUGAGGAGGAAGAACGUACAACCCAGAUUCAGAGACCACUUUUGCGAGACCCUGCAAAAAAAGUGGAAGUGAAGAAGAAACGCUCUAAUUCAGAUAAAAAGUUGGCCAACAGGGAAAGUGCUCUAGCAAGUGCUGAUUUAGAAGAAGAAAUUCACCAGAAACAAGGGCAGAAACGGAAAAAUUCUCAGUCUGGUGUUCAAGUAGCAGACAGAAAAGUAUUUGAUGAUGCAGAUGACACAAUUGUAGGUCAAAGAAAGAAAACUCAAGUUAACCAAGAAGAAGAGAGAUUAAAGAAUGAGAGAACUGUGUUUGUUGGGAAUUUGCCUGUCACAUUUAAUAAGAAGAAGCUGAAGUCAUUUUUUAAAGAGUAUGGACAAAUAGAAUCUGUACGAUUUCGUUCUCUGAUUCCAGCAGAGGGAACUCUGUCGAAAAAGUUGGCAGCAAUAAAACGUAAAAUUCAUCCUGACCAGAAAUAUGUUAAUGCUUAUGUUGUGUUUAAGGACGAGGGUGCAGCUACAAAAGCAUUGAAAAGAAAUGGGGCCCAAAUUGCAGAUGGAUUUCGUAUCAGAGUUGAUCUCGCAUCUGAGACCUCAUCUAGGGACAAGAGAUCAGUGUUUGUGGGGAAUCUCCCUUACAAGGUUGAAGAAUCCGCUGUCGAGAAACACUUUCUGGACUGCGGGAGUGUCGUGGCAGUGAGGAUUGUGCGAGACCAGAUGACGGGAGUCGGCAAAGGCUUCGGCUACGUGCUCUUUGAGAAUACAGAUGCUGUUCAUCUUGCUCUGAAAUUGAAUAAUUCUGAACUAAUGGGAAGAAAACUCAGAGUCAUGCGUUCUGUUAAUAAAGAAAAAUUAAAACAACCGAAUUCAAAUCCAGGUUUGAAGAAUGUCAGUAAACCUAAGCAGAGACUUAAUUUUGCUUCCAAAAAUGCAGGAGAACAUUCUAACAGUUUAUUUAGUGGAGAAAAAGCUGUUCUCGUUAAAAAGAAGAAAGGACAGAAGAAAAGUGGGCGAACUAAGAAAAAGAGAAAGCAGAAGUAGCAAUCAGAAGCUGCCCCUCUUUCCCCAGUACUGCUAAUUAAGAAUGUCGUGAGCCCAUGUAUUGAGUUUCUGGAUUUAUGGAUGGUAUCUGUGAAAUGUGGAGACUUCCAUGUCCUUAGUUUAUCCUCAUUGUAAUACUACCUUUGGAGCGUUUGUUUUAUGAUGUAGGCAGAUCAGUUACCAUUGAUUAUGCGUUACUACUGGUGGUAUAAGAUGAUUUUAGACCUAGGGUGAACAUUCAGAAUUUUAACGGUUUACUGUUGUUUUAGUAUAUGUUAGAAAUAUAUAAUUAACAUUUCAGACAGUUAUUUCAAGAUUAUUAUUUGCUGGGCUGAGACUAAUUUAAAAAGUAAGUAAAUUUAAAGAAAAGCAAUAAAUCUUAAUACUGAUUGUACUUAAACCAAUAUCUUCAUAAUUUGAGUGGAAAUACUGAUCCAAGGUCUAAGAAGGAAGGUUUGAGAGCUGUUAUAUAGUAUCGACUCAUUUUUCUUUCUUGCACUUUUGGUAAGUGGAGUUCUGGAUUUUUAUUUUAUUCUGUUAACCUAAUAAUAACUGACCAACAAGAAUGUUAAAUGAAAUGUUGCCCUGAUUUCCUAUUUCUAACCAGUGACUGGACUGAUUAUUGAAGUUCUUGGCAAAUUGUCUAUAAAGCAGAUUUCUAUUUUUAUUUGCAAAAUAUUCUUCCUGGAAAACUUGUAAUCUUGAAUUCAUGUCACUCAGUAAAAUGAAAUAAUCUUUCCCAAAAAAUCAUUUUUAAAGGAAACAUUUUCUAAUGAAAUAUGGUAAUUAAGUCACAAAGUAUAAAUAAAGUUCAGCUAGGGGAGAGAGUACCACUACGCUCCCUCGGGGCUUAAACUUGUGAUGAGCUGGUGCCUGUCUCACAGGUUUUACCAGCCCAGGAGGGAGACCAGGGCGGGAGCACAGCGGGGCGGCCGAUCUUAGGCAAGCAGAAUCUGCAGUGAACAUACAUCAUGUCACUUAGGUGGAUAAGGAGGUGGGAGGAGAGGACAGUGAGUGUUACAUAUUGUUUUGAAAAUCUUGUCUUUGGGGAGUAGCACAAUGGGUCUUUAAAAUGUAGCUCUGCGGAGAGCAGAAGGAGCUCCAUUUUCAUGUAUCCAGGGACUGGAUAUUUUAGGCUUAGUAUCCUUUACAGUGCUUAGAACCUUGUCUUUCAUCAGUAGGGCUCAGUAAAUAUUUAUUAGCUGAUCAUUCUUGAGCAUUUUUGCAUAUAUUUCCUGUAUAAAGAUGCAACAUCUGUAGACUAUGUAGAUGAUGUGCAUAUUUGGUCUGUGCGCAUAGACUUAAUUGUGACUCUCCUGUAACAUAGCAGGUUAAUAUUUUACUUUACACUUGUUACUCUAUAACUGAAAUUUCAACUUUCUGUAAGCAGAAUAUGCGUGUGUCGACUAUAAUAGUUUAAAAAACACAUUUGACAUAGGAAGAAAGUAAUAUGUAUUUUAUAAAAAAUUCCACCAGAGAUACUUUGUAUAGUUCUUUGUUACCUGGGAAAAUUCUGGUAUUCUGUUAUAGCUGAUUAAAUAAUUCUAUCCAUGAGAGUAUAUAUGGGUGGUCAACAGUGGUUAAAAUUUGACUUUUAAUGAUGGUAAUAAAGACUAUUGGUGGUUUUGAUUAA